Molecule: messenger RNA, 786 nt
Organism: Prunus armeniaca (apricot)
Lineage: Eukaryota; Viridiplantae; Streptophyta; Magnoliopsida; Rosales; Rosaceae
Source: the annotation of a GenBank genome assembly
AUGGCGCAUUUCAUAGCCUGCAAGAAGACUGCUGAUGCAUCCAAUAUAGCCAAGUUGUUUUUUAGGGAAGUUGUUCGCUUGCAUGGAGUCCCUACAUCUAUAACUUCUGACCGUGAUACAAAAUUUUUUAGCCAUUUUUGGAUCACUUUGUGGAGAAUGUUUGGAACUACUUUGAACCGUAGUAGCACUGCACAUCCUCAAACUGACGGCCAGACUAAGGUGGAGUUUGCAUAUAACAGUGCAGUGCAUAGUGCAACAGGGAAGUCACCAUUUUCCAUUGUUUAUAUUGUUGUGCCUCAUCAUGUUGUUGAUUUGGUGAAGCUGCCUAAAGGCCAGAGAACUAGUGUUGCAGCGGGAAAAUUGGCUGAAGAAGUGGUGGCUAUUCGUGAUGAAGUGAAGCAAAAACUUGAACAAGCUAAUGCUAAGUACAAAGCCUUUGCAAACAAGCAUAGGCGAGUUAAGGUGUUUCAAGAAGGCGAUUCUGUGAUGGUGUUUCUGAGGAAGGAUAGGUUCCCUAUUGGUACAUAUAGCAAGCUGAAACCUAAGAAAUAUGGUCCUUACAAGGUGCUAAAAAGAAUCAAUGACAAUGCCUAUGUUAUUGAAUUACCAAAUUCCAUGGGAAUUUCCAAUACUUUUAAUGUUGCUGAUUUGUAUGAGUUUCGUGAAGAUGAAACCCUUUAUCCUGAACAUAACUCGGGGUCGAGUUCUUCAGAGGUGGAAGGGACUGAUGUAGAACAAAUGGCUAAAUGGAUUGAAGAAGAAUUGGAGCGAAGCAGGGAAAAAUGA